AUGGCGAGAGACAAGCUGGACCCAGUGCAGGGCUCCUACGUCAUCGAGGAGGUGGUGGCUGGUCGGCUGUUUGGGAAAGCUCAGGCUGGAGGGGGGAUGGGGUGGAUCACACAGCUAGUGACUGAAGCCGAUAUCAUCUCUACCGUCGAGUUCAACCACACUGGAGAGCUGCUGGCCACCGGUGACAAGGGUGGCCGGGUCGUCAUCUUCCAGCGGGAACCGGAGAGUAAGAAUGCGCCGCACAGCCAGGGCGAGUAUGACGUCUACAGCACUUUUCAGAGCCACGAGCCAGAGUUCGACUAUCUCAAGAGCCUGGAGAUAGAGGAGAAAAUCAACAAGAUCAAGUGGCUCCCGCAGCAGAAUGCCGCCCACUCCCUGCUGUCCACCAACGAUAAAACCAUCAAACUGUGGAAGAUCACCGAGCGUGACAAGAGGCCCGAGGGUUACAACCUGAAGGAUGAGGAGGGGAAACUCAAGGACCUGUCCACGGUGACGUCGCUGCAGGUGCCUGUGCUGAAGCCCAUGGACCUGAUGGUGGAGGUGAGCCCACGGAGGGUCUUCGCCAAUGGCCACACCUACCACAUCAACUCCAUCUCCGUCAACAGCGACUGCGAGACGUACAUGUCCGCGGACGACCUGCGCAUCAACCUCUGGCACCUGGCCAUCACCGACCGGAGCUUCAACAUUGUGGACAUCAAGCCAGCCAACAUGGAGGACCUCACAGAGGUGAUCACCGCGUCCGAAUUCCAUCCGCACCACUGCAACCUCUUCGUCUACAGCAGCAGCAAGGGCUCCCUGCGCCUCUGUGACAUGCGGGCAGCUGCCCUGUGCGACAAGCACUCCAAACUGUUUGAAGAGCCGGAGGACCCCAGUAACCGCUCCUUCUUCUCAGAAAUCAUUUCCUCUGUGUCAGACGUGAAGUUCAGCCACAGCGGCCGGUACAUGCUCACCCGGGAUUACCUCACGGUCAAGGUCUGGGACCUGAACAUGGAGGCACGCCCAAUUGAGACCUAUCAGGUCCACGAUUACCUUCGGAGCAAGCUCUGCUCCCUGUAUGAGAAUGACUGUAUUUUUGACAAGUUUGAAUGCGCCUGGAACGGGAGCGACAGCGUCAUCAUGACCGGGGCCUACAACAACUUCUUCCGCAUGUUUGACCGCAACACCAAGCGGGACGUGACCCUGGAGGCGUCGCGGGAGAGCAGCAAGCCCCGCGCGGUGCUCAAGCCGCGGCGCGACAAGGUGAACUCGGACAUGCACUAG
This is a messenger RNA of Vicugna pacos (alpaca), 1260 nucleotides long. The record is from RefSeq and is a predicted model, not a curated record. Lineage: Eukaryota; Metazoa; Chordata; Mammalia; Artiodactyla; Camelidae.